This is a messenger RNA of Lindgomyces ingoldianus, 663 nucleotides long. RefSeq lists its product as uncharacterized. The transcript is spliced from 3 exons. NCBI's taxonomy places the organism in Eukaryota, Fungi, Ascomycota, Dothideomycetes, Pleosporales, Lindgomycetaceae. Bases 1 to 663 code for a protein of 220 amino acids. Gene Ontology annotation, cellular component: cytosol. The record is from RefSeq and is a predicted model, not a curated record. Gene Ontology annotation, biological process: hypoxanthine salvage; adenine catabolic process. Gene Ontology annotation, molecular function: adenine deaminase activity.
AUGGCUUUCCUGAGCAACGUCAUCGCCAACACGCCCAAGGUUGAGUUGCAUGUCAACCAUGAGAAUACAUUGACGCCAUCGCUCAUCCUUGAGAUCGCCACACGAAACCAAGUGAUAGUUCCUGAAGCCAUCGGCUCGCUAGACACGCCUUCAGAUGUGUAUUCCUUUCACAACCUCACAUCUUUAGUCACAGUCUACAAACGCCAUUCAUACGGAUUUUUCUCGGACUCUCAGGCGCUCACCUCACACAGGGUCCCAUUCCCCAUUGUCAUUGUGGAGCUGCGGUAUGCCAUCGUGAAAGUAGAGCGUGAAUUAGGCAUGGGUACUAGCUUGAGCAUGUGUCUUCUACAAGAUAUCGAGCCGGGCCCCACUAUGGCUACGCUGACAGAUGCUUUACCCUAUAAGGGCAGGAUCCUGGAUGUCGGACUCGACCCCGGCGAGCGAGGAAACCCGCCAUCUAAGUUCUUGGAAGUUUUCAAGAGAGCAAAAUUGGAAGGGUUUCUGGUCACUUGUCGCUGGGAUAUCGAUCAGAACAAUAGUACUGGACAUAUUCGCUCGUCAAGCAGAGCGGGAUCGGUCUCGGAGUUAUCCGGUCAGCAACGUGGUGACGAAGGAUUUGAAGGAAAGAAAUAUUAUAACUACUAUGGGCCGGUAUCAGAGUAG